This is a messenger RNA of Dovyalis caffra, 570 nucleotides long. The record is from the annotation of a GenBank genome assembly. Lineage: Eukaryota; Viridiplantae; Streptophyta; Magnoliopsida; Malpighiales; Salicaceae.
AUGAAGGAGCUGGAGAAAGAUGCGAAUGACAUAGUUUUAGAUACAAAAUCCAAUGACAUAAUCCAAAAGGUUCUCCCACGCUAUCACAAAUGGUCAUCUCAAUGCGCUACGUUCAAUGGGAAAGAAGCCUUUAAAGCACAAAAAGAACUUGAAAGAUGCUGUGUUGCUUCAAGUACUCCCAUUUCUUUUAUCCCUAGCAGCCGAUAUCUUCCUACUACUCCAUCAAACAUUCACGUAUGGAAGCUAGACAGGAAAGUGAAGAAUACGCUUAGACGGAUCAUAGAAAGUAGAUUGAAAUCCCAAGCUGAAAAAAGUUCAAAAGAUGGUUAUGGCUAUGAUGUUCUUGGUUUAACGAUUGAAUCUUUAGAACCUACCGUCAACAAAGAUAGUCCCAAGUUGAACAUGGAUGAAAUCAUAGAGGAGUGCAAGACAUUAUUUUUAUCUGGGCAAGAGACUACCUCCAAUUUAUUAACUCGGACUAGUUUCAUGUUGAGCGUGCAUCAAGAACGGCAAGAGAGACUGCGACAAGUGGUAUUGAAGGAAUGCGGGUUGGGAAUUCCUAAUGCUUAA